AUGAAAGACUUUCAAAAUGAAACGAUCACAGCACUUUCCGAGAGGGAAUCACUGCACGUACGUGCCGAGUAUCUGUUUCCGACUUUCUCUGCCGCUCUGCAUCAGCUAACAGAAGAAGCGAAGGUUGUAAAAGCCUUCGUAUUACAAAAACUUUCCUUUUUAGUUCCUCUACAAGAUGCCUCAGGGGAAAAGAGUGAUAAUGGGCAGGCGCAGCGCGACACAAAUCCCGUUAUUCCAUCUGUUUUCUGGAGUCAAUCGCUCGUCCUAUUCACCAAUAUGGCAAAGCAUGAUGCCUGUGUGCAGAGCACCUUCACCUUCCCAUUUCAUGCCAACCGGAUACACAACUUGAUUCCGAUAGAAUGUCCCGACGAUGAAUGGAAGCCUCCUGCGACACACAUGAACGGCAGUUGCGCCGAAGAGCAGAAGGAUGAUGAAGUAAAACUAGAUUUGGAAUACUUUCGUGCACUAGCGGCGGUGAGCCGUCGGGUUGGAGUUAGAGCUUCGCUGAGCGCAAGUGCCCCAGCGGUGGCAACGGGCCCCACGUCAUUGGAACAGUGUAGUGGCCACAUCCCCCUCACCAGCGGUAUCAACGAGAAGCACCGCCUUCGCCCAGAUCGCCCUAUUUCAUCACCAAACACUAAUAAUACUGCUGUUAGAGCUACCCGCCCGCACGCGACGACCCCUUCUAACUUCGGUCAUGACUCUUCGGUCUUGCUGCUAGACUUGAUAUGGGUAGAUGAAAAAUUAGCCUCUUGUGGUGGAGUGGCAACGCUAGCUGAUGGAAAUGCAACAUGCCCUCCUGAAUGCCCUAAAUCGUGGAACACGAUGGUCAAAGGCUGGGAUUCCGUCAAAGGCGGCCACUCAAAAAAAUUAAAUCAUCCUCUGCCCCCAAGCACCGUCCUUGAGCUUAGCCCUUCACUAUUGACUCGAGCACUUCUAAGUAUAAUAUCUCAAGACGAGAUACGCGAUGCGAGCCGUUGCUUCCGAGGCCAUGUUGAAAUAUAUUGUUAUAUUGAAGAUGUUUUUUACAAUAUUCCUGUACGACGUGCACCUUACGUGCGACGCUUCUCACACACACAUAAAUUACCAAAAUAUUCGUCGCGAAGUCGGUCGCCAGGAGCAAAUCCUCCCAGACGUAUUAGUAUGAAUCCAAAGCAGUCUAAUACAACAGAGGAUGCCUUCACGCUGGUACGCCUGCGCGAGGAGCAUAGGGUGUGGGAAGUUGCCUACCGCACAGCUGUAGAAGUACUACUUUCCCCCCUCUGUAAGCAUUACAGUUUGUGUGUGCAGCGGAAUCGAGAAGGGUGCUGUCGCAAGCUGGAGACACGGAUCGGUAAUAAAUCCAACGUACAUGAACUAUGCGGUAAGCCUCAUGGAUCGACAGAGAAGGCGGCGCAAAAGCGCCUGGUUUGGGAUACUACAAAGCUGCAACAGGCGGAACCGGCCCCAAGCGUAGUAUUCUCUUUUUACACAAACUACUGCCCCCCUCCUCCGGCGGCAAUGAAGCAUGGUGAAGGUGGACGAAUGAAGAGAAGGCAAGAUCAACUUGAAGGAUUGGGUGUCGUUCAGAGUGACGAUGUCGACACCCCAGACGUAGCUUAUACAUCAAAACAUGAACUACCACCUUGUGGGGCAGCUUUCAACAUCAAAGGAACUUCACCUGUGAUGGUAAAGAAGGAUAGUGGGGUGAAUUUUCUUGUGGAUAACACAACAAAGAACUAUUCAGGGUUCGGCCACCAUUAUGUCGCAGCGAUACCCAAAAAAAAUGAUUACAUGAAUCCUACUGUAUCAUCCCCACUACUUUCGUCUCCUCAGGUUAUUGUGGUUGUGAACUCGCUCCCUAAUGACUUCAACGACGAGCAAGCUGUCAAAGAAUGCCUUCUGCGACUAGCAGUUCGUAUAUGGCGGACUUUUUAUCCCUCUCUGAGCGUAGCCAUACCCUACAACGAAACAGUUAGCGAAGGAGUGCGUACUGGUCGAGUACAUUGCGAUCUGGAAGGAAAAGGGAAGUUUUGUAUCCAGCACGACAGCUCCUAUCGGGGAAGUGGUCUCGCAGACAUGAAAGAGGUACCAGAGCCAAGGUUGGAAUUUGCCAAAAUAGGUAAGGAAAACGCACCCGCGCGGCGCGUUGGACAUGACCUUAACGAAGCAAUUCUGCGAGUUGCUGCCGUUGAGGAUACCGCGCAGCGUAUUCUGUGUGUUCUCUUCCUCAAUUAUCCAAAGCAAUCUAAACGAAAGAACUGGUUCUCUACUAUUUCGUCGACGUCAAGGAUGGAAGGAUCGAUGCCAAGCCCACUCAUUGUGGCAGCUGCUCCCACGCGUAACCUAAGUCAAAGCACCGUAUUGUCGCUGGAGUCCUCCUCCUCAUUUGAUGGAGCAAAUGAUAUCUUCUACUCGGUAGAUUCGUCGCAUCCGGCCUACAGAGUGCUCCUACAAAGCUGUCAAAAGCCUACAGAUGAGCAGACCCUCCUGCUUCCCCUUGUAGUGCUUGCAAAUGUAGAACUUGUCGAGCGCAGCAUGCACAACGCCUUUACCCAGUGUCUCUCCCAGCACGGACCAGCUUGCUUGACAUCAAACCCCUCUGAGAAAUUAGACGACUUUGCGGUCCUCUACCAUCACGCCGUUGCACGAUGCCUCUCUGGUAAUACUACCAGAAACAGCGAUGUGAAUCAGGUCGGAGGCUGCGUCCUACACACCGGUCGGCGCACGGAACUUCGCAAUCAAGCCAGAAAACACGUGGUCCUCACGCCUGGACGUCAGGGAAGUGAGCCGAAAUCUUCCGAAACCACAGAAACAUCCCAUGCAGGAAUUGGUGCGAGUGUUUCUCACGACCUCUCUUCGGGCGCCGAUUGGGUUGAGUACCUGCUAAUGCAUCAAAACAUGACUGACCCCUCACCUGGCGGUGCCUCCUCGCAUGCGCUGCGCUUUGGCUAUGUGAUGGACCGCAUUUCUGAAUCUGCCGUAGAGUUCGGUACCACUACAGCGAUCCUAGGUAGCAGUCAGUCAAAUGAAACAGAGGCACACGAGGCCUCUCGACUGCCCUCCCGCUGCCCGCUACCGGCCAUUCGGUUAUUACUAACUGCCCCGCGUGGUGGAAGGUACAGGGGGGGCUCUUUCCCGAAGCUGAGCACCAAGAUCUGUAAUAGGAAUCGUGGAGGGAUCACCCUUAAAUCAGUCCCCGCCUCUGCCCCACGACGCACCCCUCUGUUGCGCGUCAAGAGCAUGACUGCGGUGAAACCUCUGGGUGACGUGAAAGAGUACCAACGUGGUUUGCGGCGGGUUCUACGUCAGGUCAGCCUUUCGCCAUCAACAGAUUUGCAAAAUUUUUCGAAUGAGCCUGACUAUUUAAAUUGUAGUACGCAUGAUGUGGACGAGUCCGACCAAAUUUCUAGGAAGAGCCAAGCUAUCAAGAGUGAUAAUGGAAAAGAAUUAUGCGGUAAGGAUGCGAACAAACCCUUUCGCACCGGCAACCCUCUCUGGGCACUUCCAAGGGCUUUUCACCCGAUUCCGCGUGCGUGGAUGCCGGAUACUGUGAAACAAAGACCAACCUCAUGGAUACUUGAAUCGAGGCCAAAUGACUCUCCAGGGGGUGAAAUAUCUCACUUCUUACCACCCCUCACAGACGCAGCCGCUACGCGUGAACGCCAGCAACGACGAUGGUUGAAGGUGGCUGGUAGUGGUGAUAAGUCUCAACACCCGGACUCCAGUGUAGUGGUGCAGCAGUGGGAUCGAAAAUUUAUCCUAAUUAUUCUGAAAGACGGAGAAAUAACUGAAUGCGGAGAAAGGAAUUCUACCUCUGGAUGUGUAGAGCAGUACAGUCAUCCAAUGACAAUGGAAAUGGCUGCCCAGACGGCCACGAUGAAAACAUGCGAUUUGGAAAAGAAACACAAACAGAUACUCCGGGAUCGAUUGGUGCAUACCUACUAUCUUCAGCGAAUACCGCAAGUUGGGCCAAGCGCCGUGGCGGUGAAUGGAAAGCCACACCACGAGCAUGGUGUCCUUGCAGGAAACGAUGCAUCCACCGUGGAAAAAACAGGCAUUCCAGGCCACAAAGGGCAAACAUGGAUGCUUCUUGAUCAGCAUGCCAUUCAUGAACGUAUUCGCCUGGAGUACUUCUGCGCCUUUGCUGAAGCCUUCGUUUGUGAUACGCCCGCAGUAGAGCUAGUCGCAGCCAACAGCAGCAAGAAUCUCCAAGGUAGUAGCCUUCACCUUUCCAGUAUUACACACAAGGAUGUGUAUCGCAUACCCCCUCCUAUCCGCCACUCACAUCGGACGGCUGCAGAACCGUUUCAGCAAGAACGUUUUCGAGAACAACCUCGGGAAAGUAACGAACAGCCGUUGAUGAUGAACAAUAGUAAAACGACAGGGAGUGUUUAUAUUCCCGAGGUGAAAGAAGCGAUGUCAGUGCUAGUGGUUCCUAUUCACGACAGUCUCAUCCCCCUCGUGGCUAUGUGUGAACAUGAGCUCCUGCGCUGGGGAUGGCGUUUUUGGUAUCACACAGAAAGUAAAAUAACAGCACGGAAUGCGAAAUGUCAGCGGCCGCCCCCGACGGCAGUGCGUCAUUGGCCGCACCUCGAACUAGAAGGCUUCACCCUGCGUCUUGACUCAAUUGAAGAAUUGCAGCUUAUGACGGAGGAGCUACUCGCCAUGGGACUAACGACUGUUGACGCACGUCUCGACCUUUCAUCAAGCACACACCAAGAGAGUAAAACGGAGCGGUCGCAUAUCUCAUCACCGCGUCGAAUCAUUCCCUCAUCGAUUUUAAAAUUCUUCAUAUCGCGUUCCUGCCGCGGGGCUAUCAUGUUUGGUGAUCCCCUAUCUCCGAAUGCAGCACAGCAACUAGUACGAGACCUAUCCUGUGUGCGCGAAUACUAUAUUUGUGCGCACGGACGGCCUUCCAUCGUUGAGCUCCUCCCUUCCUAA
Phytomonas sp. EM1 is the source of this 4923-nucleotide messenger RNA. Lineage: Eukaryota; Euglenozoa; Kinetoplastea; Trypanosomatida; Trypanosomatidae. The record is from the annotation of a GenBank genome assembly.